Messenger RNA from Durio zibethinus, 3631 nucleotides. RefSeq names its product receptor-like protein kinase 7. Gene Ontology annotation, molecular function: protein kinase activity; ATP binding; receptor serine/threonine kinase binding. Gene Ontology annotation, biological process: protein phosphorylation. Lineage: Eukaryota; Viridiplantae; Streptophyta; Magnoliopsida; Malvales; Malvaceae. The record is from RefSeq and is a predicted model, not a curated record.
UUAGCAACCAACAUUUCCGUCCUCAUUCUUAACGAUGUUUGCAUAGAAAGGCAAGUCACUGUGAACACCCACCCGCCACCUUUCUUCAGAUGCCACUACCUUGAAUCCACUCUUUUUCUUCUUCGGAACCCUUUGAAGAAAAGUCUGUCCAUUUCUUUAUCUGUUUCAAACCCCGGUAUGUCAAACGCCUGUUCUUACCGCCAAAUCGCUCUCUCUUUAUGUCUCGUGUUCUGUUUCUACUUACCUUGUUGUGUAAAAUCUGAUGAACUCCAAAUAUUGUUGAACCUGAAAUCUGCUCUUAAUAAAUCAAGCACCAAUGUUCUUGAUUCAUGGGAGGCUGCCAGUUCUGUUUGCAGCUUCGAUGGAAUCACUUGCAACGCCGAGGGGUCGGUUAAGGAAAUCGAGCUUUCAAGUCAGAAGCUGAUGGGUGUUCUUCCUUUGGAUUCAAUAUGCCAGCUCCAAUCCUUGGAUAAGCUUUCUUUGGGGUACAAUUUAUUAUAUGGUGCAAUCACGGAAGAUUUGAGUAAUUGCGUAAAGCUUCAAUAUUUGGAUCUUGGAAACAAUCUUUUUACGGGUUCAUUUCCGGAUAUUUCGGCUCUCGGCGAAUUGCAGUACCUUUAUUUGAAUGGAAGCGAAUUUUCUGGCACUUUUCCAUGGAAAUCGCUUGAAAACAUGACCAAUCUUGCUCUUCUUAGCCUCGGGGACAAUCCUUUCAACCGAACUCCGUUUCCUGAUCAGAUUCUGAAGCUAAAGAAACUGAACUGGCUUUAUUUGGCGAAUUGCAGCAUUGAGGGGAAGAUUCCUCCAGAAAUUGGAGAUCUCACUGAACUUAGAGAAUUAGAGCUCCAAUACAAUUAUUUAUCUGGAGAAAUUCCGGUGGAGAUUGGAAAGCUUCACAAACUAUGGCAGCUUGAGAUUUAUAACAAUGAAUUGACAGGAAAACUUCCUGUUGGAUUGAGAAAUCUGACAAACCUGGAAUAUUUCGAUGCCUCAGCCAACCAUCUUGAAGGAGUUAUCUCAGAAGUGAGGUAUUUGACCAAUCUGGUGACUCUGCAACUAUUUGAGAACCAGUUUACGGGUGAAGUACCAACCGAGUUGGGUGAAUUCAAAAAACUGGUGAACCUGUCUCUCUACACCAACAUGUUGACUGGUCCUCUGCCUCAAAAGCUUGGUUCUUGGGCUGAUUUCGACUUCAUCGAUGUAUCAGAGAAUUUCUUGACUGGUCCAAUUCCUCCGGACAUGUGCAAGAAAGGAACCAUGAAGGGGCUUCUCAUGCUUCAGAACAGGUUCACCGGCGAAAUUCCUGUGACUUACGCAAGUUGCACCACUUUAAAGCGGUUUAGAGUCAGUAACAACUCUCUUUCAGGCAUAGUCCCGGCUGGAAUAUGGGGAUUACCAAAUCUGAAUAUAAUCGACAUUGCUUACAAUCAAUUUGAAGGUCCAAUUACAUCUGAUAUCAAGAACGCAAAAGAAAUAGGGAUAAUAUCAGCAGAAUACAACCGGUUAUCAGGUGAGUUGCCAGAAGAGAUUUCAGAAGCUAUAUCUUUGGUUAAAAUUGAGCUAAAUAACAAUCAGAUUUUGGGGAAAAUCCCUCAUGAAAUUGGGGAACUGAAAAGAUUGAGCAGCCUUAAAUUGCACAACAACGGGUUAUCUGGUUCUAUACCAGAGUCAUUAGGUUCUUGUGCUUCCAUCAGUAACAUAAACAUGGCUAAUAAUUCUCUUUCUGGCAAAAUCCCAUCAUCUUUAGGAUAUUUGCCGACAUUGAACUCUCUGAAUUUGUCUAGAAAUGAACUUUCCGGUAAAAUUCCAGAGAGCUUCUCGUCGCUCAAGCUGACCCUCUUUGAUCUGUCCUAUAAUCGGUUAACUGGUCCUAUACCAGAGUCUCUCUCCAUUGAAGCAUAUAAUGGUAGCUUGGCCAGAAACCCUGGCCUUUGCAGUUCAACUAUCAGAUCUUUCAAGCAAUGUCCAACAGAUUCUGGCAUGUCUAAAGAUGUUCGUUUGCUGAUAGUUUGUUUUGCUCUAGGUGCAAUGAUCUUGCUUGCUUCUCUUGGAUGUUUCUUAUAUUUAAGGAGAACAGAAAAAUAUCGCGACCGUUCUUUGAAGGAAGUAUCUUGGGAUUUUAAGUCUUUUCAUGUGUUAACUUUCACUGAAGAUGAAAUUCUUGAUUCCAUCAAGCGAGAGAAUCUGAUUGGAAAAGGAGGGUCUGGAAACGUAUACAAAGUAAUGCUUUCUAAUGGUGCGGAACUUGCUGUCAAACACAUAUGGAACACAGAUUCUCAUGGCCGCAGAAAGAGCCGGAGUACUACCCCAAUCCUCGGCAAACGUGCUGGAAAGGAAAAGGAAUUUGACGCGGAGGUGCAGACAUUGAGCUCAAUAAGACAUGUCAAUGUGGUGAAGCUCUACUGCAGCAUUACUAGUGAAGACUCAAGCUUGUUGGUGUACGAGUACUUGCCUAAUGGGAGCUUGUGGGAUCGAUUGCAUACAAGUAGGAAAAUGGAGCUUGAUUGGGAUACUCGGUAUGAGAUUGCAGUUGGGGCAGCUAAGGGACUGGAGUACCUUCAUCAUGGUUGCGAAAGGCCGGUGAUCCAUCGGGAUGUCAAAUCUAGUAACAUAUUGUUGGAUGAGUUUUUUAAGCCUAGGAUUGCUAAUUUUGGACUUGCCAAGAUUGUUCAGGCCAAUGGUGGUAAAGACUCCACCCGUGUCAUUGCAGGCACCCACGGCUACAUAGCUCCAGAAUAUGGUUACACCUACAAAGUCAACGAGAAGAGCGAUGUAUACAGUUUUGGAGUGGUGCUAAUGGAGUUGGUGAGUGGGAAGAGACCAAUUGAGCCUGAGUUUGGAGAUAAUAAGGACAUAGUGUCGUGGGUCUGCAGCAAACUAAAGAACAAACAGAGUGUUUUAAGUAUAGUGGAGCCAAGAAUUCCUGAUGCUUUUAAAGAAGAUGCGGUCAAGGUGUUGAGAAUUGCCAUGUUGUGCACCACCACACUGCCAGCCCUCAGACCCACCAUGAGAACCGUGGUUCACAUGCUGGAAGAGGCUGAACCAUGCAAAUUGGUGAGCAUUAUUAUCAAUAAGGACGGUGACCUUAAGAAAAAGGAAGCAAAAUAGGAUUCUGCUAAGAAGUUCAGUCUAAAGUUAUAGAUCUUGUAACAUUGUAGUAGCAUUAAUUUGUAACAUAUCAGGUAAUUUGAUAAGCUUGUGAUCAGUUGUAAAAUAUUAUCUAGAGCCUGUAAGUAGGCUGUUAUGCUUUGUAGUCUUUGAUUUUGGCACAAACAAUUUUCCAUCGUGGAGGCUAAUAAGGGAAAAUUUGCAGGUGCUUCCCUCGUUUAGGAAUUGAGAUGUAUGAGGCAAGAAAAUGCCAAUUUCUUCAGCUUUAGGUCUUUGCCAAAACAAUGGGGGAAAUGACAAUCUUGUGAAAUUAUUGGUCUGAAUCACUGUUGGAAAUGGAAAUUGACCCUUGUUUUUCUCUGAAACAAUUUAAUUCGUCAGAUUUUGGGAGCUACAAAAGAUUUGUCGUAUUUGAUCCAAUUAUUAUUUGGAAGGCAGUGACAAUGCCAUGACCAUAUAAUCUAAACUCUAAAGAGCAAUAAUUCAUAAGGUGUUGCGUCUACUCCAAAUAUCUGAAAAAUGU